UUUUGUUUCCACAAAGGCUGCAAUUUGAGAGAAAUCACUAAAGUAUAUAAAAAGACAGCUAAAGCAGUGGGCGGGAAAAAAACACAACACACUGACAACAAGCGAAUAGAAUAGCCAACGAAAGUACACCGAGCAGUAGUGAAUAACGCCGAUAUAUAGCCGUGAUUGAAUCUUUUGGAAGAUGAUAGAUUUGACUGGGGAAGAUAGCACCCCAGAAACUCAAUCACAACUUGAAACCAAACAUAGAUUUGAAACAGAAACCAAGGCAGAAAGACGUAAACGGUUUAUACUUGAUACUGAUCCACACACUGCCAGAAGCCAAGAUGUUGAUAAUUCGACCAAACGAUUCAAAUACCUUUUGGGGUUAUCCGAUCUAUUUCGAUAUUUUAUUGAUUUGAAUGUUUCUAAAGAUAAAAAUUUCAAAAAUCUUAUUAAGCAAAUCGAUAAUGAAGUGUCUUUCAAUCAACCUUCAAGAAAUUCCAAGUCCAGAAAGAAGAAUAAUAAAAAGAGAAGGAAAACUGAAAAGGAAGAAGAUGCAGAAUUAUUACAAGAUGAAGAAGAUACUCCUACUAUAACUGAAUUUUCAGAAAGUCCUGGGUAUAUACACGGUGAAUUAAGACCUUAUCAAAUCCAAGGUUUAAAUUGGAUGGUUUCUCUAUAUGAAAAUGGAAUAAAUGGUUUUUUGGUGGCUGAUGAAAUGGGAUUGGGUAAAACUUUACAAACAAUUAGUUUUCUUGGUUAUUUAAGAUAUAUUAAAAGUAUAGAUGGCCCUUUUAUUGUAAUUGUUCCAAAAUCAACCUUGGACAAUUGGAGAAGAGAAUUUCAAAAAUGGACUCCCGAUGUAAAUGUUGUUGUUUUACAAGGUAAUAAAGAAGAAAGAGCAGAAUUAAUAAAUAAACGUUUAUUGACUGCAGAUUUUGAUGUUUUGGUUACUUCUUUUGAAAUGGUUAUACGUGAAAAAUCCCAAUUGAAAAAAUUUAGAUGGGAACAUCUUAUAGUUGAUGAAGCUCAUAGAAUUAAAAAUGAAGGUAGUUCUUUAUCACAAAUUGUCCGUUUAUUUUAUUCAAAAAAUAGAUUAUUGAUUACCGGUACUCCUUUACAAAAUAAUUUACAUGAAUUAUGGGCUCUACUUAAUUUUUUAUUACCCGAUGUGUUUGGUGAUUCUGAAAUGUUUGAUGAAUGGUUCGAAAGUCAAGGUGGUAAUUCGAAAGAUGCUAUAGAUGUUGAUGAGUCGGAAGAUGUAAAACAAGAAAAACAAGAUAAAGUUGUUCAACAACUUCAUCAAGUUUUAACUCCUUUUCUUUUACGUAGAGUUAAAUCGGAUGUUGAAAAAUCAUUAUUACCAAAAAUUGAAAUCAAUGUUUAUACCGGUAUGACAAAUAUGCAAAUUACUUGGUAUAAACGUUUAUUAGAAAAAGAUAUAGAUGCAGUCAAUGGUGUGGUUGGUAAAAGAGAAGGUAAAACUAGAUUAUUAAAUAUUGUUAUGCAAUUAAGAAAGUGUUGUAAUCAUCCUUAUUUAUUCGAUGGUGCAGAACCUGGUCCUCCAUAUACCACUGAUGAACAUUUGGUAUUUAAUUCUGGUAAAAUGAUUAUAUUGGAUAAAAUGUUGAAAAAAUUUAAAGCAAAUGGUUCAAGGGUCCUUAUUUUUUCUCAAAUGUCAAGAUUAUUAGAUAUUUUGGAAGAUUAUUGUUAUUUCAGAGAUUACAAUUAUUGUAGAAUUGAUGGCUCCACAUCUCAUGAAGAUAGAAUUGAAGCAAUUGAUCAAUAUAAUGCUCCUGAUUCUGAUAAAUUUGUGUUUUUAUUAACCACUAGAGCUGGUGGUUUAGGUAUUAAUUUAACAAGUGCUGAUAUUGUUAUCUUGUAUGAUUCUGAUUGGAAUCCUCAAGCUGAUCUACAAGCAAUGGAUAGAGCUCAUAGAAUUGGUCAAAAGAAACAAGUUCAGGUUUUCAGAUUUAUUACUGAAAAUGCAAUUGAAGAAAAAGUUUUAGAAAGAGCUGCUCAAAAAUUAAGAUUAGAUCAAUUAGUUAUUCAACAAGGUAGACAAAUGAAUAAUAAUAAUAGUGUUGGUAAUUCUAAAGAUGAUUUAUUAGGAAUGAUUCAACAUGGUGCUGAAAAAGUUUUCCAAUCACAAUCUGAUCAAUCAAAUAUGUUAGACGAAGAUAUUGAUAAAAUUUUGGAAAGAGGUCGGGAGAAAACUGCUACUCUCAAUGCUAAAUUUAAUAAAUUAGGUUUAGAUGAUUUACAAAAUUUCACUUCAGAUGCUUCAGCUUAUGAAUGGAAUGGUCAUAAUUUUGCCAAAAAAUCAUCAUCUGGUAAUUUGGGAUUCUCUUGGAUUAAUCCUUCUAAAAGAGAAAGGAAAGAACAAACUUAUUCAAUUGAUAAUUAUUAUAAAGAUGUCUUAAAACAAGCAACUUCAACCGGGAAACCAUCAAGAGAUAAAACAAAUCAAAGUAAAAUAAAACAACCAAAAGUUUAUACUGGUCAAGAUCAUCAGUUUUUCCCAGAAGGUUUAAAAGAAUUAUUGGAACGUGAACAAUUAGCAUACAAAAAAGAAAUUGGCUAUAAAUAUUCACUUGACGAAUUUGGUGAUAGUGACGAAGAAUUUUUAGCUGAGGAAUAUAAAGAAGAUAUUUCAAGAGAACAGAAGCGAGAUCAAGAACAAAAGAAAGUUAAUGAGGUUGUUCCUUUGACAGAAGAAGAAACAGAGUUGAAAAAUAAAUUACUAGAACAGAGCUUCCAUAAUUGGACUAGAAGAGAUUUUACAAAUUUCAUUCACGCAUCUGCUAAAUAUGGAAGAGAUGAAUAUGCUAAGAUUUCGAAAGCAAUGGGAAAUAAAGAUUCUACAGAAGUUGAAAGAUAUCUGAAAAAAUUCUGGUCCUCAUACAAACUUAUUGAAGGUUAUGAAAAAUAUUUAUCUCAAAUAGAGGCUAGUGAAAAAAAAUUAGCUAGAUUAAUCAAUCAACAAAAAAUUCUUGCUCAUAAAGUUGAAACACUUAAAGAUCCUUUGGAAGAUUUAAAAAUACAAUAUCCUCCAAAUAAUUCAAAAAGAAUAUAUUCAAAAUUGGAAGACCGCUUCAUUUUAUUAUGCGUUUAUAAAUUUGGUCUCUUUAGUGAAAAUUUAAUGGAAAAAAUUAAAGAAGAAAUAAGCAAUAGUGAUCUUUUCAAAUUUGAUUGGUACAUUACUUCAAGGACUGCACAAGAAAUUGGUAGAAGAGUAAAUACUUUAUUAUUGGCUCUUAGUAGGGAAUAUGAAGGACCUCAGAGUAAAAGAGGAAAGACAAAACAAAUCAAUGGUAAUAACUCUAAUUCAAGUACUCGUGCUGGUUCUGUCGAACCUUCUUCUAUUACCGGAGCUACUCCAAUUCCCUCGUCUGCUUUUUCACCACCUCUUGAUGGGGAUAUGAAAACUUUAACCACUAAUGGCUCACUUGAUACUGGUAUUAAGCGUUCUAACGAAUCUUUAAAAGAAGAAAAUAAUACUAAGAAAGUUAAAGUAUAAUAGACAAUUCUUCAGUAACAUUUUGUAUAAUAAUGUAUUUGUAUAGUGAACUAAAG
Messenger RNA from Hyphopichia burtonii NRRL Y-1933, 3555 nucleotides. It is a transcript of the gene ISW2, whose product is annotated as DNA translocase. Gene Ontology annotation, molecular function: nucleosome binding; DNA binding; ATP-dependent chromatin remodeler activity. Gene Ontology annotation, biological process: regulation of transcription by RNA polymerase II; nucleosome organization. Bases 182 to 3499 code for a protein of 1105 amino acids. The record is from RefSeq and is a predicted model, not a curated record. Gene Ontology annotation, cellular component: chromatin; nucleus. NCBI's taxonomy places the organism in Eukaryota, Fungi, Ascomycota, Pichiomycetes, Serinales, Debaryomycetaceae. The transcript has a single exon.